Messenger RNA from Cooperia oncophora, 381 nucleotides. The record is from the annotation of a GenBank genome assembly. Lineage: Eukaryota; Metazoa; Nematoda; Chromadorea; Rhabditida; Trichostrongylidae.
AUGGAAACGAUUGGUGACGCCUAUUGUGUCGCUUCUGGCGUCCCAAAUCCCAGCAAAACUGAACAUGUCUGCAAUAUUGCCACGAUUGCGUUGCUCCAGAGGGAGGUCACUAUCGCUGCAAAAAUGGAGAAUUCCGGUGUACCCGAUCGCAUUCAGAUGACUUUGAAGAGUCAUCAGAUGCUUACAGCACGAGGUAUCGGUACUCUUUUAACGUACUGGUUAGAUGGUGUGGAAGAUCUUCUGAAAAGUGAUGGCCACGGAGAAGGCAACGAUGUGACGGCAGCUGUCAGUGCUAGCGAUGAAGACGUCGAUCCGUACUCGUUCCCUCGUGAAUCGAGUCAAAUCAGUUCAGCGAACUCGGUCGUGCCAUUGAUACCAUAA